Manihot esculenta (cassava) is the source of this 1999-nucleotide messenger RNA. RefSeq names its product peroxisomal membrane protein PEX14. The transcript is spliced from 13 exons. The record is from RefSeq and is a predicted model, not a curated record. Gene Ontology annotation, biological process: protein import into peroxisome matrix, docking. Gene Ontology annotation, cellular component: peroxisomal membrane; peroxisomal importomer complex. Gene Ontology annotation, molecular function: signaling receptor binding. The coding region runs from base 197 to 1792 and encodes 531 amino acids. Lineage: Eukaryota; Viridiplantae; Streptophyta; Magnoliopsida; Malpighiales; Euphorbiaceae.
AGUGGAGACGCAGCGGCUCAUCUGCGAAAAUUGAAUAAAGCUCCAUAUUAUCUGCGCUGCCACCCAUUUUGGCGUCAUCGCCACAACUAACAACUUGGAGCAGUAGCUUCGAAAUGAGCAAAAACCAUUUCUAAGUUCUGACACCUACCACCACCGUCAUCAAUUUCUCAUCGUUUCAGUCAACCGUGGUGAGUCUAUGGCUACUGAGUCUUCGCCUCCACCUUCCAGUCCUCCCGAUGACAAACCCCAAACUCCAGCUGCAGAGCUGGCACAGCCAACAAAUGAGAUUCAACAACAUGCCAGAGAAGAGGCACCUAAACAAAGUUCACCAUCUGUCUUUGUGAACUCGGAACCAAUGCGAGAGGAGCAAGUAUCUAAUGCUGUAAAAUUUCUCUCACACCCAAAAGUUAGGGGUUCUCCUGUCAUGUAUAGGCGAUCUUUCCUUGAGAGGAAGGGCCUCACAAAGGAGGAGAUUGAUGAAGCUUUUCGUCGUGUGCCAGACCCUCCUCCAAGCACACAGGCAACUGGUACAAAUCAAGAGGCGCAAGUGAAAUCAACAUCCAAUGUUCAGCCACCUGCCCAAACACAAGCCCAUCAGCCUGCAGCAGCUGCUCCCACUGGUGCCAUUUCCUCUGUGGGGACUUUACGAUCCCGAUUUCACUGGUAUCAUGUUGUUUUUGCUCUAGGAUUACUGACUGCUUCAGGUGCUGGAACAAUUGUAUUAAUUAAGAAUGCUGUUAUCCCUAGAUUGAAGUCUUGGAUACGCAAGGUUGUAUUGGAAGAAGAAGAAGAAGAAGAAGACCCAGAGAAGAAAGCUAAUGUGAAGCCAAGUUUGGCUGAAGAGGCAGCAGCAGCUGCAAAAGCAGCAGCUGCGGCAGCGGCUGAUGUUGCAAAAGCAAGCCAAGAAAUGUUGAAUUCAAAAAAUGAAGAGAGAAGAUACUUCAAUGAAUUUAUGAGUUUGUUGGAUGUGCAAGUUCAGGAAAUGAAAUCAAUGAACACUACAAUACGUAAAUUGGAAGGACAAACUAAUAACCUUGGAAGAACCUCUCUUGUUGAUCAAGAAGAUUAUCCACCUUCCGUGGCAAAUCAUCCUAAGGUGAGUGAAACACAGCAAACCUAUAUGAAUGGGAAGGUGGAGUCUGAUUUGCGGCCAGUGACAUCUUCAUCUGCCCCCACAUCUGCUGAACCCUCUGUUGCACCACACCCGAAGUCAUAUAUGGAGAUCAUGGCAAUGGUCCAAAGAGGAGAGAGACCUGCUAAUAUCAGAGAUAUCAAUGAUCAACCACCCAACCCAAACCAGCAAAUUUCAAACACUCGCUUAGUGCCAAAGAAUAAGCCUUGGGAGACUGGUCAACGUCAAACUAACAAUUCAAGCCAACUACAAGUAAAUGGAGAAGGUUUGAAUUCCAAGGUACAAGACAAUGGUGUGACCUAUCAGUUUGAUAGUGAGAGUACCACACCUUGGUGGCAGCAGAAGAAUGCCAGAAUCACAGAGAUUGAAAGUGAAGAUCUCAAGGAUGGACCUUAUGGGGCACGAACUAAUGAACCAACAGUUCAGCGUACAUGGGUUCCUCCCCAACCACCCCCUGUUGCAAUGCCUGAAGCAGCAGAAGCCAUCCGACGGCCAAAAUCAUCUGUUCAGAAAGAACAGUUGCCAGAGGAUCAGUCUGCAUCUCAUUCAACAGAGGUAACAGAUGAGUUGCAGAGGAUAACAAAAAUAUCUGAAUCAGGGAGUGCAGAGGUCAAUGUUGUGGGAUCAGAGCUGAGCUCAAGUGAGAUACAGGAAGAGUAAGAACAUAGCUAUGACGAGAACUGAAGGUGGAAUUCAGUUUGGAUGAUCAGCCCAGCUUGGCCCCAGUUACAGGUAUUUACUUUAAAUAAUUGCCCAAGCAUAGACAAUCGGUUUUGAUUCAUGACUAUUGUGUACCCAAACUGAUUGCUAAACAAUAUAUGUGGUGUUUAUCUCAUGAGAAAUGAAGUUACGAAUUCUGAAAGCUCA